AUGGACAGUCUGAUGGAGUACAGCGAGGACAGGAUGAUUACAAAGUCCUCUCAGCGCAGACAGUCGGCUCCCUCUAUUAUUCUCACCAAAGCCCUUACAAAGUCAAAACCUGUCUCCAGGGAUUGCGCAUCUCAGGUUAGCCAUAACACUUACGCCCUGAUCCAGUCUCUGCUCAGCCCGACGAGGAAUCUCAUUUGCCAAGGCAAUGUGCUACUGCAGACAGGCCUUCAGACUCAGGAGAGAUUCCUCAUCCUCUUUACAGACCUUCUCAUAAUCACCAAGGCUAAGUCAGUAAUGCAGGUGAAGCAGAAGGCGUGUGUGCGUGUGAGUGAGAUGUGGACAGCCAGCUGUGUGGAAGAGGUGUGUGAGGCCAGAAAUGUUUCAGAGAGGAGCUUCGUCAUGGGCUGGCCAACUUACAACUGUGUGGCUACUUUUAGCACUUCAGAAGAGAAAGAGAGGUGGCUAUCUCUCAUUGAAAGUUGUAUAAAAGAAGAGAAAAAGUGUGACAAUCCAAAGAUGAUUCCACUCAAGAUAUUUGCAAAGGAUGUUGGGAAUUGUGCCUAUGCAAAGACUCUUUUUAUCAGCAACACAGACUGUACCUCUGAUGUCAUUAGCACAGCACUGCAACAGUUUGGUCUUUCGGGUGGAAUAAAAGAUUAUAAGUUGUGGGUAUGUUCAAAACAAGAUGAAACUCCAUACCCUUUAAUUGGUCACGAGUUUCCUUACAGCAUUAAGAUGAGCCACAUUCGCCAACUGCAGCAAGAUUCAGUGACAUCUUCUCACAGGCAGAUGGCGCUUUUGCCUAUUGAUGCUCACUGCCAGUUCUUCCUGAGGCCCAGUCAAAUAAGCAGCACCCUCACAGCAGAGCGGAAAAGCAGCAGGAGGAUGUCUCUUAUUAGCUGGGCAUUUAAACGAGGCUCCAGCAUUGAACAGGCUGUCAAAUCAGAAUCUCCAGGCCACAUCAUUACUCCAGCUUCUGGUCAUCUGUUUGGUCGGCCGCUCAGUGAUGUCAUAAUUGACAAUACCCUGCCAUCACCCAUUGUGGACAUGCUGAAGUGUUUGAGCACAGAGGGGGCCGUGACACGUGGAAUAUUCCGCCGCUCUGCCGGAGUAAAGGCCUGCCGAGAAUUGAGGGAAAAACUGGAUUCUGGUCACUAUGGAGAGCUUCUGAGUGGAGAAUGUGUACUUGUUACCGCUGCAGUGUUUAAGGAUUUCUUACGCAAUAUACCUGGAAGCCUGUUGUGUGAGGAGCUCUAUGAGCAAUGGCUUCAAGCACUGGAGCAAGAUGGAGAAAGAGAUGGACACAUGACAGAAAAGAACAUGCUACAGGAAGUUCAGAGGCUUGUUCAGCUCUUGCCUAAAGAGAACGUCCUGCUGCUGAGAAACAUCAUAGCGAUGCUGCACCACAUACAGCUCAAUGCUGAGCACAACCAGAUGAACUCUUUUAAUCUGGCUGUGUGUAUUGCACAUAGCUGUCUGUGGAAUAGCAAUCUACAAUCUCAGGAAAAAGACGCCAAAAAGGUGUGUGACCUUGUGCGUGUCAUGAUUGACAACUGCUGUGCGUUGUUUGGGGAUGAAAUUAUAACCCUCUUAAAGGAUUUGACUGAAGACAAUAGAAGCAACCACGGAUCAGUUGGGUCCCUGCAGCAGAUGUCAGACUCAGGUUAUGAGAGUCUAAAGAACGAGGUGAAUACUGACACAGAGGACACUUCUAAGACCCGUCCUCUUAAAGACAGUCGUAGUAUGGACUCACUCAUGUCACUGAGUGAUUGUGACCUCGACUGCCCAGAAAACAACCUUGAGUCUUCCAACCCACUGGCACAAAUCAGGACCUUUACAUCAGCUGUGCGUCAACCCCGGUCCCUUCAAUUACACAGACACUCCAUGCCUAACAUUGCUUUGAUUUCUAAUGAACAGAAAGAAAUGUCAGAAAGUGGAAAAUAUCAAGAGGUUGAGAGACCUGAAGAGGUCAAUGAUAACGUGUUUUUGGAACACAGCUUUCAACUACUGAAUUUCAUGAAAGAAAAACAAACUUCAUCAUCCCCAGUAACUUCACCAACAGUCUCAUCUGUGAGUUCAAUGGACAGUCCCUUUUCUCCUAAGAACUCUCCAGCUAGGGGACAAUCUGAUUGGCUUAUUCAAAACAACACAGAUUACCAACAUCCAAUGAACCUGUCGAAUGAGGAACUGUGUCCAGCACAUCAUCAGAGGAACAUUGCUGAUGUUGAAGGGGGUUUACAGUCUAAAGUGACAAAAAAUCCACCUUCUUAUCAGCAGGCCUUGCAACAGCUAAACAGAAAAACGUUCUCACAGACUCCCACUCGAACGUCUGUGAGGUCCACAGGGCAGCUACAUAAAGGAAAAGGCCUUUUCUACAAGGGGCCCGGGAGCCCCACACACAGGCCUUUAGGGGACCACCAGGUGUCUUCUGCUCCUCAGAGCUUCAGGUCUACCGGUCAAACCAAGAAAGACAAGGUACCACAGAGUGUGUUUUAUGGACAGAGCUGCAAGUUGACGGUGCACAGGGUCAGGGGACAGAAUGCAUGUUUGAAGUCCAGCAAACUCUCUGGGCAGCAGUUGAGGUUUAAAGCACUUGAUUUGCACCCCUCCUCCGGGAAAAUAGUUGGGGACUACUUUAUGGAUGCUUCCCCUCCCGGAGAGGGGCUGACAGAGAACCAGGCUAUUGGGAGAGGCCGCAGACUCAGCUGUUGCAGUAGCAGCCAGUGGGUUGUGUGAAGCCAGUGGGAAGAAUUAUGUUUAAAAACGGCACAUAAACACUGGGAUACUAAUUAACAAUAAUAACCUGCGGUUUCUUAUAAUUAACAAUGACAUGCUCCAUAUUACAGAAUGAUUACACUUUUUGCUGAUAUUUUAGCCGUUUUGCUCAUUUUAGUUAUUUAAAUCUUCAAAUGUCAUCUUAUUAAAAUCCAAAAACAGUUUUUGACCAAUUUUGAGCCUUUUUUGCAAAUAUUCAUGAGCAUAUUUUAGUAAUAUUCAUGAGCAUAAGAACAAUAUGCAUGAGAUUGUAUUUACUUAAAAGAACACUUCUUUCUUACAUUUCAACCUUAUGAAAGUUUUUAAAGAUUUAAACGCAGAACACAUAC
Molecule: messenger RNA, 3104 nt
Organism: Megalobrama amblycephala (Wuchang bream)
Lineage: Eukaryota; Metazoa; Chordata; Actinopteri; Cypriniformes; Xenocyprididae
Gene: arhgap20
Product: Rho GTPase activating protein 20
Exons: 15
Coding region: 1-2736 (911 amino acids)
Biological process (GO): signal transduction; regulation of Rho protein signal transduction
Molecular function (GO): GTPase activator activity
Source: RefSeq, a predicted model, not a curated record